Penaeus indicus is the source of this 651-nucleotide messenger RNA. RefSeq lists its product as uncharacterized. Gene Ontology annotation, cellular component: plasma membrane. The record is from RefSeq and is a predicted model, not a curated record. Gene Ontology annotation, biological process: cellular response to light stimulus; phototransduction; G protein-coupled receptor signaling pathway. Lineage: Eukaryota; Metazoa; Arthropoda; Malacostraca; Decapoda; Penaeidae. Gene Ontology annotation, molecular function: G protein-coupled photoreceptor activity. The transcript is spliced from 4 exons. The coding region runs from base 1 to 651 and encodes 216 amino acids.
AUGUGGGCCUUGGGCGCGUGGGCGUACAGCGCGGCGUGGUGCAGCCUUCCCUUCCUCGGCUGGAACCAGUACGUCCUUGAGGGAUUCCUUACAAGCUGCACCUUCGACUACCUGAGCGGCGACGCGUGGAGUCGGUCCUACGUCGUGUCCCUGUUCCUGGCGGCCUACCUCGUCCCCCUCGCCGUCAUCGCCUGCUGCUACGUCCACAUCGUAGUCUCCGUGAAUCGCCACGACGAGGACAUCCUCAACCACGAGCGGGCGCAGGGAGAGGUCCACGACGGUGGCGGCUGUUGCCCCGAGCGGAUGCCCUUCCUCUUAAUCCCUGGAGCCGGAUUCGAACCACCCUCAUGGGCCGCGACCGCGCGCGUUACCGCUGCACCGCGGCAGCCGCCAAAAAUCUUUCGUGACGAAAAUCAUGUGGCUUAUCCUGUCGUCACAGAUGUAGCUGCGUAUUUCCACGCAAGGUUUCAUCCUCUCGUCCUCGACGUCGCAGGAACAUAUCUCCCAGUCACCAACGUCUCGGAAGUUCAACGGAGUAUUCUCUCGUCACCGACGUUGCGUGAGCUUAUCUUCACGUUACCGACGUCUCAGCGGCAUAUUCUCUCGUCACCGACGUCGCAUGGGCUUUGCUUCACGUCACCAACAUCUUAG